This is a messenger RNA of Drosophila hydei, 782 nucleotides long. RefSeq names its product alcohol dehydrogenase 1-like. Gene Ontology annotation, biological process: alcohol metabolic process. The record is from RefSeq and is a predicted model, not a curated record. The coding region runs from base 1 to 756 and encodes 251 amino acids. Gene Ontology annotation, cellular component: cytoplasm. NCBI's taxonomy places the organism in Eukaryota, Metazoa, Arthropoda, Insecta, Diptera, Drosophilidae. Gene Ontology annotation, molecular function: alcohol dehydrogenase (NAD+) activity. The transcript has 3 exons.
AUGGCAAUCGCUAACAAGAAUAUCAUCUUUGUCGCUGGACUCGGUGGUAUUGGAUUGGACACCAGUCGCGAGAUCGUCAAGAGUAACCUGGUUAUCCUUGAUCGAAUUGACAACCCAGCUGCUAUUGCUGAGCUGAAGGCCAUCAACCCAAAGGUGACCAUCACGUUCUACCCCUAUGAUGUAACUGUUUCGGUGGCAGAGUCCACAAAGCUGCUCAAGGUAAUCUUCGACAAGCUGAAGACAGUGGAUCUGCUUAUCAAUGGCGCUGGCAUCCUGGACGACUACCAGAUCGAACGCACCAUUGCAGUGAACUUUGCCGGUACAGUGAACACCACCACAGCCAUCAUGGCAUUCUGGGACAAGCGCAAGGGCGGCCCAGGAGGUGUCAUUGCCAAUAUCUGCUCGGUGACUGGUUUCAACGCAAUCUACCAGGUGCCCGUCUAUUCCGCUUCCAAGGCGGCUGCUCUCAGCUUCACCAAUUCCCUUGCUAAACUGGCGCCCAUUACUGGCGUAACUGCCUAUUCCAUCAACCCAGGCAUCACGAAGACAACGCUGGUCCACAAAUUCAAUUCGUGGCUGGAUGUUGAGCCUCGUGUGGCCGAGCUUCUUCUGGAGCAUCCCACUCAGACUAGCUUGCAGUGCGCCCAGAACUUUGUCAAGGCUAUUGAAGCUAACCAGAACGGCGCCAUCUGGAAACUGGACUUGGGUCGCCUGGAAGCCAUUGAAUGGACCAAGCACUGGGAUUCCGGUAUCUGAGCUUUUCAGGUCUCGAGCUUAUGGAU